Molecule: messenger RNA, 1990 nt
Organism: Gossypium arboreum
Lineage: Eukaryota; Viridiplantae; Streptophyta; Magnoliopsida; Malvales; Malvaceae
Product: pentatricopeptide repeat-containing protein At4g21705, mitochondrial-like
Exons: 2
Coding region: 165-1688 (507 amino acids)
Cellular component (GO): mitochondrion
Molecular function (GO): protein binding
Source: RefSeq, a predicted model, not a curated record
UUCGCUCAAAAUAGAUUGUGCCAAUUUUCGUUUAGGUCCAAACUCCCAAAGUCCAAACCCAAAUUUUGGUGGACAGUGUAUAAAUCAAUCCAGCUGCAAAACCCUGUUGGCUCAAACCAUUUUGAAAAAAAAAAAAGAAGAAGAAGAGUAAAAAACUCGUCUCCAUGGCAUCAAGAACCUUGUUCACAAUCUUAAACAACAAGAAGACCAAAACUUUAACAGCAGAUUGGCUAGUAAUGACAAGGCCAUACUGUGUUGCACCAAACCCAGCAGGCAUAAACUCUCUUUAUUCAAGAAUCAAUGCUAUUGGAGACCCAAACUGCAGUGUAACUCCAGUUCUUCAACAAUGGGUUAAAGACAAAAAUGUCAAGGAAUUUCAGCUGCAGCGUCUCAUCCGUGAUUUACGUUCUCGUAGGCGUUACACUCAUGCCUUGGAGGUUUCCAAAUGGAUGAGUAGUAGCGACCUUGAAUUUUCUUCAAGCGAUUAUGCUGUGCAGUUGAAUCUAAUUGGUAGAGUUAAUGGGCUAACUGCUGCAAAGAACUUCUUUAGUAGCUUGAGAGACCAAGAUAAAACUGUGAAGACCUAUGGGGCUCUUUUAAAUUGCUAUGUUCAGGUAGGCCUUAUCGAUGAGUCUCUUUCCCUUAUGAAGAAGAUGAAGGAGAUGGGUUUUCUUUCCUCUCCGCUCAACUACAAUAACCUUAUGUGCCUCUACACACACAGGGGACAAUUUGAAAAAGUCCCUGAUGUAUUGUUAGAGAUGAAGACGAAUGGUGUCUCCCCUGACAAGUUCAGCUAUAAAAUCUGCAUCAAUUCUUACGGGGCUAGAGCUGAUUAUGACAGCAUGGAGAAGGUUCUACAAGAAAUGGACAGCCAACGGGACAUUCAAAUGGAUUGGGGUACUUAUUCCUUAGCGGCAAACUACUACAUAAAAGCAGGUCUUAAAGAAAAGGCACUUCAUUAUCUUAAGGAAUGCGAGAAGAAGGUAGGUAAUGAUGCAGAAGGCUAUGACCAUUUGAUUUCAUUUUAUGCUCGUUUGGGAAACAAAGAUGAACUGAAAAGGCUGUGGGACCUUCAAAAGUCCAAAUGUAGGAAGCAAACCAACAAACACUACAUAGUAAUGUUGGGUUCAUUGGUGAAGCUCGGUGAGCUUGAAGAAACUGAAAAGUUAAUUGAUGAGUGGGAGUUGUCUUGUAAGACAUAUGAUUUCCGAGUGCCUAACGUGCUUCUUAUUGGAUAUUGUCAGAAAGGUUUAGUUGAAAAGGCAAAAGCGAAGUUACAGGAUAUAAUCAAAAGAAGGAAGAUUGCAAUCCCGAACAGUUGGUCUAUUGUCGCAACUGGAUACAUGAAUAAGAACAAAAUGGAGAAGGCUUUUGAGUGUUUUAAGGAAGCUCUUGCUAUACAGACACAAAAUAGAGGGUGGAAGCCAAAAGCAGGUUUAAUAUCAAGCAUAUUGAGUUGGCUAGGUGAGAAUGGAGAAGUUGAAGAUGCAGAAGCUUUUGUGAAAUUAUUGAGAACCAAGGUUCCGGUAAAUAGAGAAAUGUACCAUGCCCUUUUAAAGGCAUAUAUCAGAAAUGGAAAAGAAGUAGAGGGGCUUUUGGUGAGCAUGAAGGAUGAUAAAAUAGAUGAAAACGAGGACACGAUGAAGAUCCUUAGCCUUCAAGACCAAAACUCUCAAGUCACUGGGUAGAGGUUACAGAAUCUUUAAGAUGAUAAUCUUACAUUACAUGUUGCCCUUCCCCAAUGUGUAGCAUGUUUAUUUUGUUAUGUCCUUGGGGAACAUGCUUUGAAAUUAUGUGAUGAUUUAUGUCAUCAUCGCUAUGUUGUUAGAAGCAGGAAAGUAGUUUGGCUUAUUUAUCAUGUAUACAGGGUAGGGGUGGGAAACUGCAUUUCACAUGUAUUAUAUGAUGGGAGAUGGGCUAUUCAAUGUUAUGAAACUCCAUCUAAAUCGAAGUCACAAUCCAAACCCCAGUUGGAUUGGGAAAAUAUAAA